AAAGCAAAUUUGCGAGUGGCAAAUCUGAACACGCUAUGAAGUCAGCCUUUUUAGGCAGGAUACCCGCAGGUUGACCGUUCGUACCUGACAUCUACGGCCAUCAAAACGGUGAACCUGCUUUUUGUCUCGCUUGUUCAGUUGUGUUAUCACAGCUGCCUCAUACAUUAUACUUUGUGCAGCAUCUGCCUCUGGACAUCUUGCACAUCGUUUUGUGUAAUUUGGGUUGGCCUCCAUAAAAAGCUAUUACACAGUUUUGUUUCUUUUUCUGGAUGUUAUGGGUAAAAUAAAUACCCAACUGCAAGAAAAUAGUAGAAUUGCAUUUUUUUAAAAAUAACCAUCUGCUGCCCCCUGCUGGAAAGUCUGUUUGGCAAAACAUAAUGGAGCUUACAUGAUUUUGGGGGGAGAGAAUCGGCACCCGCGGAAUCUUCUUCUUCUUCUUCCAAUCCCUCUUGCUCUUGCUUUCCACAAGCCAAGGGAUGUUUUGAUUCCUGGCAGAGGUGAGCAUAUAUGCCUCUUUUAUGGGAGGGAGCAAGUGGCAACAGGCCCUCUCUCUUUCUCUCCCAUCUUCACUGCGGCAGGCUACAAAAUAAGACCAGAAGACAGGGGAAUCUACACUGGGUAUCUGGGUAGAAGGAUGCUUUUCUGCCAGCCUCACCCCUGGAGGGGGGAAGCUGGUCUGAGACAAGAGGGUGAGAAAUCUUCUCUUCCCCCCCCCCCCUCAAUCCCUGCAAAAGGAAAGUAGCCAAUCUCCGAAAAGAAGGGGAUGCAGCACGCCCGAGCAGGAGAGUGCAAAGACUGCAGAGGAGGACGGAUGCUGAGCGGCCCUCUGGCCAACUCUGCCAGCUCCCAGCAGAGGAGAACCAGGCAAUUGUGGCUUCUGGAGCGAGGGAAUGCUGACAUUUCCCAGUGGAGAAUUAUAGCCAGGAUCUGCAAAGAGAGAAGAACAGCCGGGAGGGCGGGAGGGAGGGCGUAGCUGGGCUUUGGAGCAAGGGGAACCUUGCAAAAAAACCCAAAAACCCUGCUCUUUCUCCAGACAGUUUCUGUCAAUAAAGAAGUGUUGCUCUUCCCUUUGGAGUGCAGCGGUUCCCCCGGACGAGAAGGGGGCCAUGCUGGCAGCCCGAGAAGCAGCUGCCCUCUACCAGACCGAUUUUGUGCGGAAUGCCCGGGCGGUGGGUGCUCUGUGGGCCGGCUGCACCCUCUGCUUUGGCAUCUUGGAGGUGGUGGUGCUGAUCCAGCCGGCGUGGGUGCAGACCGGACCUCUCACUUACCAGCUGCCCCCUUCCGGGAUCCUCUCUGACCCCAGCGUCAGCGCCGUGGGCUCCUUUGGCCUCUACCAAGUCUGCGUGGAGCGGGACAGUGCCCUGCAGUGUGAGGGUUCCCUGGUCACCCUGACGCCCAUCCCGUCCUUCAAGGCAGCGUCCGUCUUCGUCCUGAUGGCCUUGGUGCUGGUGAUGGGCAGCGUGGCUUCCUUGGGCCUCUUUUGGGCCUGCAGCCCAGGAACGGUCUACAAGGUGUGUGCCUGGCAGCAACUUUCUGCAGCUACAUGUCAGGCCCUGGGCUGCCUGGUUUUUCCUGAUGGCUGGGGAGCGCCCGAGGUGAGGGGUCUUUGUGGUCCACGGGCUAGGAGCUAUGCCCUGGGCACCUGCACAAUCCACUGGGCCUUCACCCUCGCCCUGCUAGGCAUCGCAGAUGCUCUGGUGCUGGCUACUCUCGCUUUCGUGCUGGGGAACCGGCAGGAUGCUUUGCUGCCCGCAGGCUACGCACCACCCCCAGAAGGGAGAGGUGUCACCUCAUCCUUGACGCCAGAUUGAUUCCUUGCCCCCGCUGCUCUGCUCUUCCACUCUGGAUCCUUCACAAGCGGUCACUCUCUCUGAAGAAACAGUAGCACGGUCUUCCUGGUCCUGACGAUUGCAAUAAAGACACUUUUUUGUUUUAGAA
Sphaerodactylus townsendi is the source of this 1938-nucleotide messenger RNA. Its product is annotated as LHFPL tetraspan subfamily member 5 protein-like. Gene Ontology annotation, cellular component: plasma membrane. The record is from RefSeq and is a predicted model, not a curated record. Lineage: Eukaryota; Metazoa; Chordata; Lepidosauria; Squamata; Sphaerodactylidae. The transcript is spliced from 3 exons. Gene Ontology annotation, biological process: sensory perception of sound. The coding region runs from base 1107 to 1811 and encodes 234 amino acids.